Messenger RNA from [Candida] anglica, 1062 nucleotides. NCBI's taxonomy places the organism in Eukaryota, Fungi, Ascomycota, Pichiomycetes, Serinales, Debaryomycetaceae. The record is from the annotation of a GenBank genome assembly.
AUGGAAUCUUUCAGCAAGAAAGUUCGGACCUUUGAUGCAUUUCCUAAAGUGGAUGCGCAGCAUCAGGUACGAUCUUCAAGAGGAGGGUUUUCAACCUUGCUCACGAUAUUUUGUGGGCUUUUAAUUCUUUGGGUUGAAGUUGGUGGGUUUCUUGGUGGAUAUGUUGACCAUCAAUUCACAGUGGAUCCAGAGAUACGAUCUCAACUUCUGAUUAAUAUGGAUUUACUUGUUGCAAUGCCAUGUGAAUUCAUCCACACAAAUGUGAUGGAUAUUACCGAUGAUAAGUUUCUUGCUGGAGAAUUACUCAAUUUUGAAGGUACGAAUUUUUUCCUCCCACCAACGUUUGAUAUUAAUAAUGAAAAUGCCAAGUAUGAGACUCCUGAAUUGGAUGAGGUCAUGCAAGAAUCGCUUCGUGCACAAUUCAUGAGCGAGGGUCAUCGUUCAAACCAGGGAGCGCCAGGUUGUCAUAUCUUUGGCUCCAUUCCUGUUAAUCAAGUAAGUGGAGAUUUCCAUAUCACCGGUAAAGGAAUUGGUUAUAGGGAUAGACUGAAUGUUCCAAUGGAUGCGCUUAAUUUUUCACAUGUAAUUAAUGAAUUUUCAUACGGAGAAUUUUAUCCGUUUAUUAACAAUCCAUUAGAUUUUUCUGGUAAAACCACUGAAGAUUCACUUCAAGCUUACAAAUACUAUACAAAAGUUGUACCUACAGAAUAUGAAAGACUUGGAAUACUUAUCGAUACCAACCAAUAUUCUCUUACAGAACAACAUAUUACUUAUGAGAUUAAAACAGAUGGGAAAUUACUGGGCCUCCCAGGUAUAUUUUUCAAAUAUGAAUUUGAACCUAUUAGAUUGAAAAUUAUUGAAAGAAGAAUUCCAUUUAUUCAAUUUGUGUCUAGAUUGGCUACAAUAAUAGGAGGAUUAGUUGUACUUGCAGGGUAUCUCUACCGAUUAUACGAAUCCAUACUUCUGGUUUUAUUUGGGAAAAAGUACGUUAACAGAGACACAGAAAAACCUGGAGGACUUCUUGAUUCAAAGACGCCACCAAUCGAAUCUAAAAACUAUUGA